UCAAAAUCAACCAUUUCUUUAUUUUCCCCCAAAUUUUUCAGAAAGCUCACAGUUUAUUCGUUUCAUUUACUGCAUAAACCCAUUUUUGCAACUUCCAGAUCUUUUGCUUCUUCAUACGUCGGAGUGCUGAAGAAGUGAUGAAGAUUCAGUGUAAUGUUUGUGAGGUUGCGGAGGCGAACGUGUUGUGCUGCGCCGAUGAGGCGGCGUUGUGUUGGUCGUGUGAUGAGAAGGUUCAUGCUGCUAAUAAGCUUGCUAGUAAACAUCAGAGAGUUCCUUUAUCUGGUUCUUCUUCAUCUAUGCCUAUGUGUGAUAUCUGCCAGGAAACAGUUGGCUACUUCUUUUGUCUUGAGGAUCGGGCAUUACUUUGCCGAAAAUGUGAUAUUGCUAUUCACACAGCUAAUCCUCAUGUUGCUGCUCACCAAAGAUUUUUGCUGACUGGAGUGAAAGUAGGACUUGAACCUGUUGAUCCUGGUGGUAUUUCAUCCUCAGGGACAUCACAGUCCAUUCAGAAGGUUUCUGAGCCAGAGUCUGCUCCACUUUCAAAACGGAAUGCCUCAGUAUCAUUGGAUGCUCAAUUUAACAAAGUGUUACCUACCCAGGUCAGUGGCAUUGAGGAUUUUGCUCCUACUAAGUCUCCGUUUGCUGGAGGUUCUGCAGCUGGAAGUAUGCCACAAUGGCAGUUCGAUGAAUUUAUUGGUCUGAGUGAUUUCAAUCAAAAUUAUGGAUACAUGGAUGAUGGAUCAUCUAAGGCGGAUAAUGGCAAACUUGGUGGAGAGUCGGACUCUUCAUCAAUCUUAAGAGUUGAAGAUGAAGAACUAGAUGGUGAUGAGUGCUUGGGUCAGGUGCCAGACACAUCUUGGGCAGUGCCACAAGUUCCUUCCCCACCUACGGCCUCUGGACUUUACUGGCCCAAAACUUACCAGAAUCCGUUCGACUCUGCAGUGUUUGUGCCUGACAUUAGUUACUCCCCUUCAUCGAGCCUUCAACAACAACCUCCAAGUGGUACUCGUCUGAAACGAAGAAGGCAGUGUUAAUGCACUUUAAGAUUCUUCGCUCACGUUUGUGAUAGGUGAUUCAGAUCCCUAAGCUGUUCGCUCAUGUUAGUGAUAGGUGUUGCAGAUCCCUAAGCUCUUCACUAAAGUUAGUGAUAGGUGUCUAGAUAGAGCGGUGUGUGGUAGUUGAAAUUUGAUUUAAAGUUGUUUCCGCAAUGAUUAUUGUGUGUUUCUCCAAUGUAAGUAACCUGCACUGUCUGCUGCAGUUACAUAGAAUGCCAAAAGUGUAUUAGUUCCACUCCAAUUCCCAGAAGUUGUACAAGAAAAUGAAUUUGUGUAAAACUGGAACCAGAGAAAAAUGACCAGUGUAUCAUCUUAAUUUACCUCCUCUUCA
Messenger RNA from Solanum lycopersicum (tomato), 1386 nucleotides. Its product is annotated as B-box zinc finger protein 22. Gene Ontology annotation, molecular function: zinc ion binding. NCBI's taxonomy places the organism in Eukaryota, Viridiplantae, Streptophyta, Magnoliopsida, Solanales, Solanaceae. The record is from RefSeq and is a predicted model, not a curated record. Gene Ontology annotation, biological process: regulation of DNA-templated transcription; photomorphogenesis. Gene Ontology annotation, cellular component: nucleus.